This is a messenger RNA of Drosophila nasuta, 1621 nucleotides long. Its product is annotated as Kv channel-interacting protein 1. The record is from RefSeq and is a predicted model, not a curated record. Gene Ontology annotation, molecular function: calcium ion binding. The transcript has 7 exons. The coding region runs from base 1001 to 1621 and encodes 206 amino acids. Lineage: Eukaryota; Metazoa; Arthropoda; Insecta; Diptera; Drosophilidae.
GUUGUGUAUAGGACACUCGCGUGUGCGCGUCGAUUGCUGCUUUUUGGGCUGCUUUGCUUGCUUGCUUGGCUUUUUGCUUUGUCGCUCCGUUUUGCAAGCGAAUUUAAGCGACAACAGUAACAACAACAACAAGAAGAAGAACAAGAACGACAACAACAGCGAAAGCGACAACAACGAAACGAGCUAACGAAAAAUUACAAUGUAUGUGUGUGCGUGUGUGCGUGAAGGAAAGAAGUAAGGUGAAGUGAGUGACAAGUUGGCAAAAAAUAAAGAACCGAAAAUGGAACAACAACAACAGCAACAACAACAAAUGAAAUGUGCGCAACUAUGCAAAUAAAUUAAUAAGCCAAAGUCAUUACCAAAUUAAAACGAGACACGCGAAAAGCAGCAUACAACAAAAUAAAAACAUAGAAAGAGAGAGAGAGAGAGAGAGAGAGAGAGAGAGAGAGAGAGAGAGUGAGAAGCGAAAGCCAAGGAAAGUAAAGUAAAGGCAAGGCUCAAGUCAAGUGCGUUGAGUGGCAAAGUCAAGAGCUGCUGCUGAAGUAGCUGCUGGCAUGCUUAGAGAGACCCCAAGAAACGGAAAGAGAGGUUAACUCGUCCGUUGCCCGUUGUCCUCGUCGCCGUCAAAGGCAUCGAAGCAAUGCUUGCCUCAUUAGCGACUUAGCCGCGUCAAAAUGCAAAGGUGAAGGAAGCCAAAAAAAUAAAAAUAAAAAAAAUACUCGACCGCAAAAACGGAAUAAUCACUGAAAGAGUUUUUCUUCCCUCUGCACAAGGACGAGAAAUUGAAUAUAUUUAAGGAAAUAUAUAUUUACAUAAUACUAUAUAUUGCAUGACGAGUGCUUAGUGGAUAAUUUGGCUAAUGAGCUGCGCCUGAGAAAUGAAAAUGGAAAUUGAUAUUGCGCAGAAAAGGGCAAAUUGAAAUAGACGCACAUAAUUGAAUUAUAAAAUAUAAUUAAAUUGCAUAAACAGCAUCAUCAUCAACAUAUAAGAUUUAAGAAGCAUGGCAUCACCACCGGAAAGCCCCAUCGAGGAGGUGGUCUACGAGUUGGAACACACACGAGUGCCUAAACCCAUCCCAGUUGCUCUCGAGGAUUUGUGCCGUCAAACCAAGUUCACCAAGCAGGAAAUCCGCGUCAUGUAUAGAGGAUUUAAAACGGAAUGUCCCGAGGGUGUGGUGCACGAGGAUUGUUUUAAGGAUAUUUACGCCAAAUUCUUUCCACAUGGCAAUUCCAGUUUAUAUGCUCAUUAUGUGUUCAAAGCCUUCGAUGUUAAUUGCAAUGGCGCCAUUAGUUUUCGGGACUUACUCGUCACCUUAUCGACGCUGUUGCGCGGCUCCGUCUACGAGCGUCUGCGCUGGACCUUCAAAUUGUACGAUCUCAAUGGAGAUGGUCGCAUCAGUCGCGGCGAGCUGAGCGAAAUUGUGCUGGCCAUACACGAGCUUAUGGGACGGAGACCGCAUCAGCCGGAGGAUGAUCGCAAGGCGAGAGAUCAGGUGGAUCGAGUCUUUCGCAAAUUGGACUUAAAUCAAGAUGGCAUCAUUACGAUAGAGGAGUUUCUCGAGGCUUGUCUCAAGGACGAUUUGGUAACACGUUCGUUGCAAAUGUUCGACAAUGACCUUUGA